UAUUCUCACUUUGCUCUCAGCUUUUUGCCUAUAAAGGUCCAAUCAUCCAACAACACAAACAUCACAAGCUUGCAUACAUUACACUGAGCAAGUAACCAUCACCCACCAGUUCUCUGCUAAAAUGGCUUCCAUUCCUCCUGCAACUUCCACCCCCAGGAGGCUUGAAGGAAAGGUGGCACUGAUAACUGGUGGAGCUAGUGGCAUUGGCGAGUGCACCGCCAGGAUAUUUGUCCAACAUGGUGCUAAAGUUGUAAUAGCAGAUGUCCAAGAUGAGCUCGGCCACAAUCUUUGCCAAGAAUUUGGAUCCGAUGAAAUCAUCUCUUAUGUUCACUGCGAUGUGACUAGCGACUCUGACGUAAAAAACGCUGUGGAUACUGCCGUCUCUAAGUAUGGAAAACUAGACAUCAUGUUCAACAACGCUGGAGUUUCAGGCAGCCCUGGAGCAAACAUCCUGGGAUCUGACAACGAAGAAUUCAAGAAGGUGUUUGAUGUGAACGUCUACGGUCCAUUCUUGGGAGCCAAGCACGCUGCAAGGGUGAUGAUCCCAGCCAAAAAAGGUUGCAUACUUUUCACUUCAAGCGCAGUUUCUGUUUGCUGCGGUGAAUCUUCGCACGCAUAUGCAGCAUCGAAGCACGCAGUGGUGGGGCUUGCCAAGAACUUGUGUGUGGAGUUGGGGCAAUACGGAAUAAGAGUUAACAGUAUCUCUCCAUUUACUGUUGUGACUCCAAUGAUGAAGAAUCUCUUGGGGAUACAGAACAAGAGAGAGGCGGAGGAAUUUAUUUCAUCGAUUGGGAACUUGAAAACAGUGAUAUUGGAACCAGAAGACAUUGCAAAUGCAGCUCUGUAUUUAGCAAGUGAUGAGUCUAAGUAUGUGAGUGGGAUGAAUUUGGUGGUUGAUGGAGGCUAUCACGUCACCAAUCCAUCGUUUGCAAUUGCUAUGAGAAACUUAUACUCUUGAGAUAUGGUUGAUGAAGACGCUGGUGCUUUCAGCGAUUUUCUCCUUUUUCUACUAUUCUGUUUUUUUCCUCCUUCUGUGAUCAAUCAUGUAUGCUUCUUUUAAACCCCAAUAUAAUAACAAAAUGCUUAAUAAUAAAGAUGAUGAUGAGAUUCGAAGA
Manihot esculenta (cassava) is the source of this 1115-nucleotide messenger RNA. RefSeq names its product secoisolariciresinol dehydrogenase. Gene Ontology annotation, molecular function: oxidoreductase activity, acting on the CH-OH group of donors, NAD or NADP as acceptor. The record is from RefSeq and is a predicted model, not a curated record. Lineage: Eukaryota; Viridiplantae; Streptophyta; Magnoliopsida; Malpighiales; Euphorbiaceae. Bases 122 to 958 code for a protein of 278 amino acids. The transcript is spliced from 2 exons.